GAUACAAUGCACUAAAUCGUAGUCAAAGCUCCCAUCAAUCGAUGCCUUUAAUUUUUGAGGUUAUACCUCGUUGUUGUGUCUGAUUCAAUAACUAUAUUCACCGUUCAAUUUUUACAUGAAUGCUUCAAUUGGCUUUUCUAUCUGAUUAGAGAAAAAAUUCUGCCAAUCGGAGUACUUUUUACACGUAAAAAAAUCAACAGAAUGCCGCAUGUAGAAUCUGUCAGAAUGGCCGAUGUGCACGAAUGUUCUAUAUUGAAAGAUAGUUUUUCGGAAGAGAGAAACGCACCUAGAGUGAAGCGUAGGAAUUUAUUGUUUUCUGAUUACACAAUAAGAAAAAGACAACCCUUUGGCAUAGUAAAGAGACGAGAUAAAGACAUAUUUGUUACUAAUAAAACAAACUUUAAGGCCCAAGUUAAAAAAUGUGAAAAGCUUCUCAACAAUGGUAAUUCUGAAGUGAUUAUUCAUGGCCUUGGUGCUGCUAUACACAGAGCAUGUAGCUUGGCUUUACAAUUAAAGGAGAUUCAUUAUGGUGGAAUAGAAUUAGACAUCAAGACCUCUACAGCGUCUAUUAUUGAUGAUUUUGAGCCUCUUGAUGAUAAUGCCGACUAUGAAACAAUUAAUAGGAACAAUUCAGCUGUACAUAUACGUGUGUUCAGAAAAUUUUCAAUAGGUAGCCUUAAAUACCAAGAAUAAAAUAUAACUUUUAGAAAAGUAUGAGAAAGCUUCUAAUGAAUUAUAAUAAAUGAUCAA
This is a messenger RNA of Habropoda laboriosa, 750 nucleotides long. It is a transcript of the gene Rpp20, whose product is annotated as ribonuclease P protein subunit p20. Gene Ontology annotation, biological process: tRNA 5'-leader removal. Gene Ontology annotation, molecular function: nucleic acid binding. The transcript is spliced from 3 exons. The coding region runs from base 202 to 693 and encodes 163 amino acids. Gene Ontology annotation, cellular component: nucleolar ribonuclease P complex; ribonuclease MRP complex; nucleus. NCBI's taxonomy places the organism in Eukaryota, Metazoa, Arthropoda, Insecta, Hymenoptera, Apidae. The record is from RefSeq and is a predicted model, not a curated record.